CUGACGUGGUACCUACUGGUGCUUGUCUUCUUGCUGUCGUUCACUACAAAAUAUCUUUCGAAAGCCAAUAUUCAUAUGAUAACCAAUAAUUAUAAAUAAAAUACGUUUUAGAACUUGAAUAUCACAAUCGUAAAAAUGUUGGACAGUUUAUUUGAUGAUGUGAAGCGCAUGAACAAGCGCCAGUUCAUUUACCAAGUACUUAGUUUUGGUAUGAUAGUAUCAUCUGCCUUAAUGAUAUGGAAAGGUUUGAUGGUAGUAACCGGCAGUGAGAGUCCGAUCGUGGUUGUGUUGUCUGGCAGUAUGGAGCCAGCCUUUCACAGAGGAGAUCUCUUAUUCCUUACCAAUUACCCUGAAGAACCCGUACGCGUUGGCGAAAUUGUCGUAUUCAAAGUUGAGGGUCGUGAUAUUCCCAUUGUUCACAGGGUUCUGAAGCUGCAUGAGAAAAACAACGGCACUGUGAAGUUUUUAACCAAAGGAGAUAAUAAUAGUGUAGACGAUAGAGGAUUGUACGCACAAGGGCAGCUCUGGCUCACCAAGAAGGAUGUGGUGGGUCGAGCUAGAGGUUUUCUGCCUUACGUCGGAAUGGUCACAAUAUAUAUGAACGAAUAUCCUAAGUUUAAGUUUGCUGUUUUAGCCUGUCUGGCCGUUUACGUCCUGGUGCACAGAGAGUGAUAUAAUUGUAACUAACUGUAAGGUGGAUUCAGUCUGUAAAAAUGUUCUAUUGACUGUGUGGCUGUAUUUAAUUUUUUGAUUAAACAGUGAUUCUCUCUAACGUAACUGCAAAUUUUUUUUACUUGAUAUAUAAUAUAUUUUUUUGGAUGUCACCCUAAAACUUUCAGUUGUAUACAAUACUUAAUAUUUUUAGUACAUAUUUGGAACUUUCGAGAAUAUUUGAACUUUCGGGAAUUUAGAAAUUUUGUACAGUCUGAAAGUAACAAUGAGAAUUGAAUUACGUCUCGUAGUUUUAAGUAAAACUUAUGAUCUAAUAAAAUAUAUUGUCUCACCACCAA
Messenger RNA from Colias croceus (clouded yellow), 1010 nucleotides. It is a transcript of the gene twr, whose product is annotated as signal peptidase complex catalytic subunit SEC11A. Gene Ontology annotation, cellular component: signal peptidase complex; membrane. NCBI's taxonomy places the organism in Eukaryota, Metazoa, Arthropoda, Insecta, Lepidoptera, Pieridae. The transcript has 4 exons. Bases 136 to 672 code for a protein of 178 amino acids. The record is from RefSeq and is a predicted model, not a curated record. Gene Ontology annotation, molecular function: serine-type endopeptidase activity.